AUGGACAAUGACGACCCUCUUGAGCCUGAGACAAAAGAUGAGAGUGACACCGUGUCGGCACGGCAGAGCAGUGACGAAACACUCUACUGUGAGGCUGAAGCCCCCAUGGCUGUCGAAAAAGAGAAACCAGCCCGGGAGAGCUCAGAAACAGACCUUGAGAUUGAAGAUACCGAGAAAUUUUUCACCACCGGACAAAGGGAGCUGUACCUGGAGGCCUGCAAACUUGUGGGCGUAGUGCCCGUCUCCUACUUCAUCCGGAACAUGGAGGAAUCCUAUGUGAACCUCAACCACCAUGGGCUGGGCCCCAGGGGUACCAAGGCUAUUGCUAUAGCCCUGGUGUCCAACACGACUGUUGUCACGCUGGAGCUGGCAGACAAUUGUAUCACGGAGGAGGGCAUCUUGAGCCUGGUGGAGAUGCUACAGGAGAACUACUACCUGCAGGAGAUGAAUAUUUCCGACAAUGAUCUUGGUUUGGAGGGAGCCAGAAUCCUCUCUGAGUUCCUCCAGAAUAACACCUCUUCGCUCUUUAGUCUUCAGCUUUCAGGAAAUAACUUCAAGGAAGAAUCCGCAGAGCUGUUUUGCCAAGCCCUGUCGACCAAUUACAGAAUUAAGUCGCUGGAUCUCAGUCACAACCAAUUCUCUGAUAAGGCAGGAGAGUACCUGGGGCAGAUGCUGGCCCUCAACGUGGGGCUCCAGUCGCUGGACCUGAGCUGGAACCACCUCUACAUCCAGGGAGCGGUGGCCUUGUGCAGCGGUCUCCGGGCUAAUGUGUCCCUGAAGAAACUGGAUCUCUCCAUGAACAGCUUUGGGAACGAGGGGGCUGCAGCCUUAGGGGAGGUCCUCAGACUCAACAACUCCCUGGCCUACCUAGACCUCAGCAGCAACAACAUCAGCAAUGAAGGGCUCUCCAAAAUCAGCAAAGGAUUGGAGUUGAAUGAAAGCCUCAAAGUUCUGAAGCUUUACCUGAACCCUCUAAGUAUGGAUGGGGCUGUGUUACUUAUCCUGUCCAUCAAGAGGAACCCCAAAUCCAAGAUGGAGGAUAUUGACAUUUCCAAUGUGCUGGUGUCAGAGCAGUUUGUGAAAAUAUUGGAUGGCGUGUGUGCUGUCCACCCCCAGCUGGACGUGAUGUACAAAGCAGUGCAAGGCCUCUCUAACAAGAAAAACCUCUUCACGUCGAUGAGCCCUGUGAAACUGAUCCAGAGCUAUGCAGACCAACACAAAAUCUCGGUCCUGGACUUCUUCAGGAGCUUGAACCCUAGUGGAGAGACGACGAUGCCUGUGGGCGAGUUCCGGAAAGCUAUGAUACAGCAGAACAAGGUCCCCGUAAACCGGUACCAAGUCAGGGAGCUGAUAAAGAAGCUGGGUGAGAAGACAGAUAUGGUGGACUUCAGGACCCACUCCUCCUCGCCGAGGCUGCAGGACCCUGCUGGUCUGCAGGUUGGUCCAUAA
Messenger RNA from Balaenoptera musculus (blue whale), 1449 nucleotides. RefSeq names its product leucine rich repeat containing 74A (gene LRRC74A). The transcript has 14 exons. The record is from RefSeq and is a predicted model, not a curated record. Gene Ontology annotation, molecular function: protein binding. Bases 1 to 1449 code for a protein of 482 amino acids. Lineage: Eukaryota; Metazoa; Chordata; Mammalia; Artiodactyla; Balaenopteridae.